AUGGCGCUCGGACCGCGUCUGCGCGAAGACGAGCUGGACCAGAUCCUCAGCUUCCUCGACCGCCAAGAUGCGCUUUCCGUCGCUCUCACCUCCAAAGCGCUCUACGUCCUCGCCAUGCCAUAUAUCAUCGCCUACGCCCGCCUACCCGAACACCCCACUAUGGCUCGGUUUUCAAACGAGAACUACUUCCUCCUUGCCCACGACACUUUCCUUCCAAACCCUCGCUCAAACUACGCUUGGCACUUCAACUUACCUGGCCACAAGGCCGCCAGUGGGGGCAACCUAUGGGACUCCCGUCGAGGACGCAAGCGCCACGUUGGCCGGGUCCUUACGGUGCUCAAAAGACUCCCUCAUCUGCGCUGCGUAACCAUACCAGCUACUGAAGAAUACGUGCAACGAGCUCCCCUCAUUCUGGACAUCCUCGCCACCUUGCCUCACCUAACCGCCCUUUGGCUCCUCCACGCGUCCACACUCACGGUCGGUUUACUACCCACGGCGCUCGCCCCACUCACCUCUACCCUCCGUCACCUCUUAAUCUCCUUAGAAGGGACCGACACCCCUAUUCCCACCAGCCACUUCUCGCGCCUCUUCCGCGCACUUUCCGCCCUCCCUUGCCUCACCAAGCUGGCCAUCACCUCCGUCUACACGUGGGAUCAGCUGCUCGCCGACUACCACCCUGGGUCCCCGUUCCCCCUCUUUGCGCCCCUCCCAAACGUCCGCCACCUCACUUUGCUCUCAUGCCCGAUGGAGAUCGUCCCGUUCUGCCCACACGUCACCGACCUCCACGUUGAGCAGCAUAAUGCGUCUCUCGAACUAGCCCUCACCCGGCACGAGUGGCCGGCCCUCCGCACGCUCACAUGCGAGCUCCCGAUGAUCGGAACUCCCCCGAAGCCUCCUGCCCCGUCCUCCUUACUGUACCGCCCACCGCCCCACGUCGGCCGGCUUUGCGUACCAGAGGGCAUACCGGUCGUGCUGAACGCGUCCGACCUGGAGCUGGGGAAGGAGUGGGCGCUCAGUGCCCCUCUUGGGAGUUUCCUUGAGCUGCUCUCGGGCGUGGUGUCCGGCCUGGAGCUGCCUGUGUCCGUGGAAGCCGCGGAACCGUCUCGUACGCGCACGGAUCCGGAGAGGCCGCUGUUGUGGCCGCGGAUGGCCGGCCGUCUGCGGACACUGCACCUCACCAUCGCGUGCGACAUGAAGUGCCCGAGCGUGUUCUCGGAGCUGAUGACAGCGCUGGUCACUGUGCUUUCGACCGUCUCCCCCGUCUACUUCAACGCCACACUCGAGCCGAAGCCAAUCCACCUCUACGGCGGUGACAUCGCGACUCUGGAGAACGGUGACUUUGCCGUCGAGCUCGAACGCGUCCGCGCCCUCCGUGUGGCACUUCCGGCCGCUCUCGCAGACGCAGCGCCGACGCUCCGCGUCCUCGGCUUGGGAUCCUGCGCGGUCUCUGAGGAGAUGCUCGCCCAGAUCGAGGAACGCGCUUCGAGUUCUCAGGACGAAGGCACGCGCGGCGACGCAGAAGCAGACCAAGACGCGCAGACGUCGAGCGCCCUGUGCGCGGCGUUGCAGCGCAUCGCGCAAGAGCCGCUCAGCCGCGUCCAUCGGUGGUGGUGGAUCGAGCGCGGUGCAGGUUCAGUCGGCGCCGUCGAGAUCUGGCGUGAGGUCGGGGAGCGGGCGCGCGGGAUGGCUGAGCAGGAGGGUUUCGAUCCCGACACCGGCUUCGACGGGUUCUUCUCCAAAAGGUGGAUCUACGAACCAUAA
Molecule: messenger RNA, 1761 nt
Organism: Epithele typhae
Lineage: Eukaryota; Fungi; Basidiomycota; Agaricomycetes; Polyporales; Epitheliaceae
Exons: 3
Coding region: 1-1761 (586 amino acids)
Source: RefSeq, a predicted model, not a curated record